AUGGCACGACAACCGACCGGGAGAGAGCUCUCCUACGCCAACAAGAUGGAGGUGAUCCGACACCUAAACCACCUGUCGACCAUGGGCAAGCUUGCUCGUGGAGCGAUCGCUUCCACUGCCUCCCAACUCAACAUCCACCGAACCACCGUCUCCCGUAUCUUGAAGGCCUAUCAACGAAACGCACUGGUGCCAUCGUUAAAAGUAGAUAGUGUCGACCGGCCGCUGAUAUACACACCGGAUCUCGUCACCAGUACUCUCCGCGAACUGCCGCAAUCGCUACGCUCGACAAUGCGCGACAUGUCAGAAGGCACUGGCAUACCACUUGCAUCACUCCAACGGGCCCUGAAAGCAGGAAAGAUUCAACGCUGUAGCACUCACUUCAAGCCUCUGCUGUCCAAAGACAACAAGGAAGAAUAUAUCGCAUUUUGCCGCUCGCGAGAGAAGAUCCGCAAGAAGUAUCUGACGGAGGGUAAAGAGCCUGAGCAGUGCGUCUGGUCAAGCAAGCGCUUCAUCCCCAAGGUCAUGUUUCUGGGCGCCAUUGUAUGUCUUCGGCAGCAAGAUUGGCAUGUGGCCAAUCGUGUAGAACCUAUCUGCUGUGCGCAACUCCCGCAACCUCCGGCGGGAACGAUCGUGCUAACGUUGGUGAACGUGUACACUGUUGUGUAUAGAGACUAUGUGCUCACGCGAGUCAUUCCAGUUAUCAAGGUAAAAUUCCCUACCGUAAACAAGCGUGUUGUGCUUCAGCACGACAAUGCGACACCCCACGGAGGAAUCACCGAUGCUGACUUUGCGUGCAUCUGUGCGAUGACGAGGUACUUGCUAAAAGAAAUGUCGCAAGUAAUUUGGAAAAGUGUGAUUUUGAAAAGUCGGCAGUAA
Messenger RNA from Aphanomyces astaci, 876 nucleotides. RefSeq lists its product as hypothetical. NCBI's taxonomy places the organism in Eukaryota, Oomycota, Saprolegniomycetes, Saprolegniales, Verrucalvaceae. Bases 1 to 876 code for a protein of 291 amino acids. Gene Ontology annotation, molecular function: nucleic acid binding. The transcript is spliced from 3 exons. The record is from RefSeq and is a predicted model, not a curated record.